Molecule: messenger RNA, 2860 nt
Organism: Pelagomonas calceolata
Lineage: Eukaryota; Pelagophyceae; Pelagomonadales; Pelagomonadaceae
Source: the annotation of a GenBank genome assembly
GCGCUCUCUGGACUCUCCCUAUUUAACGCGAGCGCGAGGCCAAGGGCUGGACCGGCGGGACCACAAACGGUCCACGCUAGAGCUUCGACCCUGCCGCCGCGCCGCGGACCACCGCGGGCAGCACAAAACACGCCAUCGACCAAAAGCCUAGCAGCCUAGCACACCAUGGGCCGCGCCGCCAGCAACGCCGCCCCGGCGGACCCCAAGGCCGUCAUGGAGGCGCGGCGCGCCGCCUACCGGGAAGAACAAAACCUCCCCGACGUCAAGUGGUCCUGUUUCGCGGAGCAGCGCAAGCACGAGGACUUCGCGGCCGUCCGUCCCAGCGUCAAUAUGGAGCCUUACGCCAUCGACGCGCGUCGUCGCCAGGAACGAUGGAAGUGGGUGGUCUCUGGUCCAAAUUUGAGCCGCUUCGGACCGCGCCGAUGGCGUCUUCGUGAGAUCAUGAUCACGCGAGAGUCCACGCGCCUCGCGAGGGCCGUCACGCUCCACGCCGUCGACGCGAGCGCGCCACUCACGCUCGACAACACACAGGUGAAAUUCGCCCAGAAGCAGGCCGCCCUCCAGGCGAAGAACGCGAGGCCCGACAAAAAAGUCACUGAUUUUGUGAGAAGAAUAAGACGCGUCCUCGACAAGAAGAGUAGGGAGCACGGCGGCACGGAAGGGACCUAUUUAAGAGAAUGCUUCCUGAACUGGGACGCGGAUUGUAGCGGCACGAUCGACUCCACGGAAUUCCGGAAAGCUAUUAGAAGUUUAGGCUUGGACAUCUCCCAAGCCGACGCGUCUUAUUUAGUCGGGUAUUACGGCGGCGUCGAGUCCGCAUAUACAUCAGUACAGAAAAAUGAGAUGACCUACGACUUACUCAUUGAGGACGUGGUCAACGCCUCGACGCAUUUUUUACAGCCCCAACCACCUAUACCUAAAUCGGCAAGGCCGGACGGGCCCUUCCCGCCGGUGCUCAGAAGAUUUAUAAAAAAAGUGAGGCAAAAAUUGUUCAGACACAUCGCGGGCAAGGGCGAGAACGAGCGGCGCGGAGCUCGGCGUCUUGGCGUGUUGGGGUGGCUUCCCUUCGUUGCUGGGACUCGUGUCUGUCUCACGAGGGCGUGGGUCGUUUCUUUUUCGAGUUUGAGGCCAUUCGGACCGCCUCGGCUCGAAUUCGGACCCGAGACCACCCUCGAGACCGCGUUUCCGCACGCAGGUAUUUGGUAAGGAACGCGUUCCUCAACUGGGACAAGGACGCCUCUGGAAAAUUGGACUACGACGAGUUCCGUGCGGACUCCGCGUCAACUUGAACUUUGGGAAGAUGGCGUCACGACGCCGCGGCGCAGGCAACGCCAUGUGGCAGCUGAAUCUGGCCAUGUCCGAGGACGAGGCCGUGCAAAUUGUGGACCUCUACGAUUCGACGGGCAAGGGCGAGAUGCGCUACGACCAGCUCGUGAAGGACAUAACGGCGGGCGUGCCGCACUUCACGAAGCAAUAUAAUGACGCCGCGACGUUGGAGACGCUCCGGAAGCUGGACCGGGCCGAGCCGUCGACGCGGGGCAAGGCCCACGACGACGAGCGCAUGAUGCAGUUCAUGUUCACGAAUCGCCCGCUGGAGAAGGUCCCUUGCCAAUUGGCCGAGGAGUUCAAAGUACGACUCAAGACCGCUCUUUUUGCCAUCAUGGUCCGGAAGGGUGCGGUCGCGGCGUCCCACGUCGGUGCCUUCACACCAUGCGUCGUCUCCGGGAGAGCAGGUCGUGGGUGGUCUCGUUUUCGAAUUUGAGCUGUUUCGGACCGCGGUGUGUCAUCAGAGGGACCGCUUUCAUGAAGAUGGCGUCUUCACGAGACAACGUGGUCCCACGAGAGUCUACGUGGUCCUCGGGACGCCGUCGACGCGACCGCGAUGCUCCGCGCAGGCGGCACGGUCACGUCCAUUUUACGGGAGGCGUUCCAGGCCUGGGACCAGGAUAGUAGUGGCGAGCUCAACACCAAAGAAUUCGUGGGCGCGAUCGGGCGCUGCGGUUUGCAGAUCGACGAUAAUACGGCGCAUCAACUGGUCAAUUACUACGACCGCAAGGGCGAGCAGGGGCGCUUCGGGGAUGGGGAGAUCCACUACAUGGAUUUAGUCGAGGAGCUCGGGAAGACGCACGUCCCGCGGCGUCCCCGACCAUGCAUCGUCUCUCGUGGAGACGAUCACGCGACACCGCCGCAGGUGCCUCCACUUCAUGGCGACGGCGAAGGCCAACGAAUUCCACGUCCGUGACUCAGCGUCAAAUGUAAAUCGAUUUCUCAACUUGAACUUUGGGAAGAUGGCGUCUUCAUGAUCGUCCGAGCGUCGACGCGUCGCGUGAGUGCAUGGUCGUUCGACGCAGGAUCCCUCGAAGCCCGUUGUCGUUGAGACGCCGAAACGAGUUAAACAAUUAGUGGGCCAGAUCCGGGACUCGAUUCUGAAGGCGUUGCCGCGGGCUUCCGUCGGUAAGAAGAAAGUAGUGCGGCCUCGCGACUUGUUGCUGGGUACUUGCGUGCGACUGGAUAAGAGUGGAAGCGGGAUGCUCGACGAGAAGGACUUGCUGCGGGCCUUCCGGGACUUGAAAGCGACGAUCGUCGAGGGCGGCAUGCGCGAACUGCUGAUUUGGUACGGCGUCGAUGGGUCGCAAAGGAUGCCCUACCAGCGCCUCGUCGACGACUGCUUCCCGCGCGGUGGGACGCCGGUGCGGACGCCGCCGAUCAAGGCGCCUCCACCGAAGUCGCAGUCGUCGGCUCGGAAGAAGCUGGCGCGUAUCGCCGCGGAGAAGGCGACCAUCGAGAAGAGACUGCGCGAGCUGAACGCCGAGGCGCGGGCGCUCUAGGGGUCGUGGGGCGUAAGUAGGGAUUGAUGCUA